AUGGCGUGGGUGCGAAUGCCACUGUGCUGUGCAAUGAGGUUGUUUCUUUAGCCUGUUCUGAAAGAGACUUUUUCACCCUUCCAGCCUGAUUUAUUUUGAAAUAAGAACAAGAACUGCAGCCAAGGAUGCCCUGCACUUUUCCUCAGAUGAAGAAGUCCAAGGAGAACCGGAAAUGAAGGCUCUUGCUUUGGAUUUUUUGUUUUUUUUAAAUACUUGUUUCCUUUCAAGCACCUAUCUCUUUGUGGUAAACAAAGGGCAUCCACUUCCUGCCCCCUCCCCUCUUGCUCCCCUCUGGAGGGAAACUGGCUUUUGAAUAUCUUCUUGCUGCAGAGAACAGGCUGCCAAGCCGGGAGAGAAGUGUGCAGCAGUGCCAAGGCUGCGAGGGAGAGGAGAAGCCUGCAACACCCUGCAACUUAUAGUUUCCUAGAAGACUGUAAUAUAGCAAGAGAUUCAUGGACUGUGAGGAGUGAUUUAGAGAAAGCCCACCAGAGGCUGGGAAUUCCUCCUUACAUCUGAACAGUUCAAUGGAGACCUUGAGAGUGGAGGUGAACAUGUCUGUGGAUGAAGGGGCAGCAAAGGCCCCAGGAUUGCAGAAGGGAGAGCACAACACCCCCAACGUCAAAUUGUGGACAGAUCUGGGGGGAACAAAAGCCCCACACCUUGUAUGCAUCAAGGGGAUUGGAGAAUCACAAGCUACGGUCUAUCCACGGCAGGUGAAACAUGAACCAGAAGAGGAGCUUCAGGAAUGCUGGGAAGCCCAGUGGCAGGAGUUCCUCAAGACGUUGCAGGCCCCUCACUCAGGAUGGGGGAAUCAUCAGGUAUCAGAGGGGCUCUCCCCAUGGGAAGAUGCUAAGGCCUUCCUGGCCUCCUUUGAGCAAGUAGCCUCAGCCUGCCGGUGGCCUCGGGACAAGUGGGUGACUCUGCUCUUGCCAGCCCUCAGCGGAGAGGCCCAGCAGGCCUUCAGCAGCCUCAGUGCCCAGGACAGGGGAGACUUUUGGAAGGUGAAGGCAGCCAUCUUGCAAGGGGAGUCCACUUUGAGGGAGAAGCAGCGCCAGCACUUCAGGCAGUUCUGCUACCAGGAAGUAGAGGGGCCCAGAGGCGUUUACGGCCGGCUGAGGGAACUUUGCUGCCAGUGGCUGAGAGCGGAGAGACACACCAAGGAGGAGAUCUUGGAGUUGCUGAUCCUGGAGCAGUUCCUGACCGUCCUGCCUCAGGAUAUGGAGAGCUGGGUCAGGGAAGGCAGGCCUGAAACCUGCGCCCAGGCGGUGGCCUUGGCAGAGAAUUUCCUGUUGCAGAAGCAGAACAUGGUGAAACAGGAAGGAGAGCUUCAGAUGUCUCGACCUCAGGGGAUCAUAACGGCUGUGGAUUCCUCUGAGGCCAGCCAGGUCUUGCCCUUGGACACCUGGCAGAGGCAGGUUUGCCAGGCUACUGAACAGGCAAGAAAAGGAGUUGAUGGGCAAAUGCGCGAGAACAAGAUGAAGGAGCCUCAUCAUGGAUGUUCUGUGCAGGUGGCACCAGAAAAGCGCUCCUUAGGAAGAGGCGACAUAUUCCAGUAUCACAACGAGGCCACAAGUCUUCAGAUUUUGCGAGAGUCAGAAAAGGAGCAGGGAAAGGAUAUGACAAAGAGUUUUGCCGAAACCCUUUCUUGUUCGGAAGGGGGCUCUCAGAGGCAAGUGGCCAUAGCCCAGAAUAACACCCUGCAUGGCAAGGGAGAAAAGGCCCAGAGUGACCUCAGAGGAGACUCCAGGUGGAGCUCAGACAUUCGCAUAAUCCACCUGCUUGAGAAACCAGGGCAAUUGCAGUACCGAGUGGAAACCUUUGGUGAAAGCUCAACCCUUGUGGCAAGCGAGAGAAGCCCCCAGGGAGAGAAGACGCAUAAGUGCACCUACUGUGGGAGGAGCUUCUGUCAUAGGGCAAGUCUCGCAGCACACGAGAGAAUCCACACAGGAGCACUUGAAACCGCGGGACAUCGCCUUCAGCAGGAAAGCUCAGAACAACUGGAGCUAAGAGAGUUGAGAAGAGGCAAGGUUUCGCGUCAUGGCAAAGAGGGAGUGAGGCCUGCGGCUCAGCAGGGGAUCAGGCCAGAGAGGAACGUGAAUGGAGCUCUUCCCAGUGAAGGAGGCGACUUGGGGUGGGAAGAGGGCAACGGUCACCAGAGGCUCCACCACUGCCAUUGCGGAAGGAGCUUCAAGCACCGCUGCAACCUGAAAGCCCACGAGCGGACCCACACGGGAGAAAGGCCCCACAAGUGUUUGGACUGUGGGAGGAGCUUCGGCAAGGGUUCCACGCUCCGGGCUCACGUGAGGACUCACACCGGGGAGAAGCCGUACAUGUGCUCCACCUGCGGGAAAAGGUUCACGACCAGGUCGGGCCUCCUGACCCACGAGAGAAUCCACACAGGGGAGAGGCCCUAUAAGUGUUCGGACUGUGGGAGGAGCUUCAUCCAGAAGUCCUGCCUUCUGGCCCACGAGAUAAGCCACAAAGGAGAGAAGUCGUACAGCUGCUCUGAUUGCGGGAAGAACUUCGGGCACAGCUCAGGCCUUCGCGUGCAUCGGAGAAUUCACUUGGGAGGGAGAACCACGGAGAAGCUCUGACUGCGGUGGAACAAAUGGACAGACAAACCAUGGUUAAAGCAAAUCACGGCUGAGUGUUAAAUGUGCUAAUGCGGUGUCUCUCUGGAGCUACAAAUUUGUGUUGCUAAGGCAAAGGAGUCUUUCAGAUAUCAAUAGGUGAUGGGUGAGGACUGAGAUCUGGCAGUUGUGGAGAACGCAAAAAGCUUUGUUGAACCCGAUUUACCCCCCUGAUUCUCCCAAAUAAAACCUCGUAGUUCUUAUUUCAGCAGUAAACUGGUGUCUUGAGCUGUACCAUUUCUGACGGUAGUUGGGAGCUCAAUAUGUUCAAAUACUUCACUAUUAAAAAGAUGCAAACACCCUGCAUCUAGAAAGCUAGUGUGCCAAUGAGAAUCAUUUUAGCCCAGGCACACUAGUUUUCUAUAUGCAGGGUUGUUGUUUUUAUGCAUUCAGGAACAUGAGUCCUCCCCCUGCAAUCUGAAGUGGUACUUGCCAGAGGCAGAUUUACUCCCUUGAGGUGAACCAGACCAUAGCUGGAAUUGUAUCUCUUUUGACAAUUUUUCACAUUGUAUGGAUGCUUUUUAUUUAUUUGCCCCUGAAGAAAUCGGACACAAGAACUCCAACCCCGCCUGCAAAUAUGAAUGUAGAGGCAGAGCACUCAGCCUUCUUUGAAUUACUGCCGUAGAUAAAAUUUUAUAUGUAUUUA
Messenger RNA from Podarcis muralis (Common wall lizard), 3276 nucleotides. The record is from RefSeq and is a predicted model, not a curated record. Lineage: Eukaryota; Metazoa; Chordata; Lepidosauria; Squamata; Lacertidae.